Molecule: messenger RNA, 627 nt
Organism: Pisolithus orientalis
Lineage: Eukaryota; Fungi; Basidiomycota; Agaricomycetes; Boletales; Pisolithaceae
Exons: 3
Source: RefSeq, a predicted model, not a curated record
CAUCCCAAUCAGGCUGCCAAGCAUGAUGGUGGUAUGAACUUGCUCCAGCACAUGGACACUGAUCAACAUGCUGAUACCCAGAACUCUGAAAACAUCUAUUUCCCAUUCAUGUCUCAGAGUGAAUGGCAGCUUGCAAACUGGCUUGCAAGUGGUGUAUUGUCUCAGAAGGAAAUCAAUGGUUACUUAUGGCUGCAACAUAACAAGGAUCAUCCCAUCUCAUUUAACACAGCCAAAGAUCUCCAUGCACAUAUUGAAUUGCUGCCCAAUGUGCCAUGCUGGCAUUAUCAAGAAAUCAAGGUGGCACCUUACCAAACAACAACCCCUAUCAUUUUGCACUGGCAAGAUGGACUCAAGGUGAUCAAGCAUUUAUUCAGUAACCCUGUAUUCACACACUGCAUAGAUCUCUCCCUGUAUUGGGAGUUUGAAGCUACAGAUCAGGGACAACAACAUGUAUAUGGUGAGUUCAUGAGUGCCAACCAUGCAUGGAGCACACAGGACUCUUUACUACCAGGUCAUUCUUUUCUCAGCAUGAUUUGGGCAUCAGAUAAAACCCCAUUAAUGAUCAGAACCAGCAACAAGGAAAUGCACCUGCUAUUACUCUCCAUUGCAAACAUACAUGCCAGCAUA